Hordeum vulgare subsp. vulgare (domesticated barley) is the source of this 1714-nucleotide messenger RNA. Its product is annotated as DIMBOA UDP-glucosyltransferase BX8-like. The coding region runs from base 136 to 1506 and encodes 456 amino acids. Gene Ontology annotation, molecular function: UDP-glycosyltransferase activity. NCBI's taxonomy places the organism in Eukaryota, Viridiplantae, Streptophyta, Magnoliopsida, Poales, Poaceae. The record is from RefSeq and is a predicted model, not a curated record. The transcript is spliced from 2 exons.
UAUAUAUAAACGUUCUAUAAGAGCACGUACCACGCUAGCAGUGCAACCUGACCUGAGCUUGCUAAAAGCUUGAGUCCUGCACCCAGCAAAAACCGUCAUGCCGUGACAUCAUCGCCGUACCGGCCGGCGCCAACCAUGGCGUUGGGGGGCAGCGCGGUCGCCGGUCGCCGUCGCCACGUGCUGCUGUUUCCGUUGGCGUACCAGGGCCACAUCAAUCCCAUGUUCCGGCUGGCCGGCAUCCUCCACGCCCGUGGCUUCGCCGUCACCGUCUUCCACACCCACUUCAACGCCCCGGACCCCUCGCGCCACCCGGAGUACCGCUUCGUCCCCGUCCCCGACGGCAUGUCCGGCCCAGCACCCGUCGCUAUCGAGGACGUCGUCGCCCACAUCCUCGCGCUCAACGCCGCGUGCGAGGCGCCCUUCCGUGACCGCCUAGCCGCCGUCCUGGAAGACUACUCCAGGGACGCCGUGGCGUGCAUCAUCGUCGACACUCACCUGCUGUCCAUGGUGGAGGUGGCCAUUCAGCUCUCCGUGCGCACCCUCGUCCUCCGCACUGGCAGCGCCGCCUGCCUCUCGUGCUUCGUCGCCUACCCUCUCCUCAUCAAGAGAGGAUACCUCCCUGUGCAAGAGUCGGAGCUGGAAACGGAGGUGAGCGAGCUGCCGCCGUACCGGGUGCGCGACCUGAUGCAGCUCGGAAGGCGCCACGACCUGACGUGCAAGCUGCUGGAGCGCGUCGUGGGGGCCGUGAAAGCGUCCUCCGGCAUCAUCCUCAACACUUUCGACGCGCUGGAGCGGCCGGAGCUGGCGAAGCUCCGGCGUGACCUCGACAUGCCGGUGUUCGACAUCGGCCCGCUCCACCUGUUCUCGCCCGCCGCAGCAGCCGAGAGCAGCCUGCUGCGGCAGGACCGGAGCUGCCUGAAGUGGCUGGACGCGCAGCCAGCGGCGUCGGUGCUGUACGUGAGCUUCGGCAGCCUUGCGUGCAUGUCGGCGCGAGACCUGGUGGAGACGGCGUGGGGCAUCGCUGGCAGCCGCGUGCCGUUCCUCUGGGUGGUCCGUCCGGGCCUGGUCGCCGCGGACGGGCUGACGCGGCUGCCGGACGGGUUCGAGGCGGCGACGAGCGGGCGCGGGAUGGUGGUUGAAUGGGCGCCGCAGGAGGAGGUGCUCCGGCACCCGGCCGUGGCCGGGUUCUGGACGCACGGGGGUUGGAACUCGACAACGGAGAGCGUGUGCGAGGGGGUGCCGAUGCUUUGCCGCCCGCACUUCGGCGACCAGAUGGGGAACGCCAGGUACGUGGAGCACGUGUGGAAGGUGGGCUUCGAGGUCGCCGGCGCGCUCGAGAGGUUAGACGUGGAGAAGGCCAUCCGGCGGCUCGUCACGGGGAGCGAGGGAGCGGAGAUGCGGGCCAGGGCCGGCGAGCUGAAGAAGGCGGCGAAGGAGUGCACCGGCGAGGCCGGCUCGUCGGGCCUCGCCAUCGGUAAGCUGGUCGAUCACAUGCUCGCACUGUAGGACGUACGCGUUUACCUCAUUAAUGUGCUUCCCGUGCUAUUUUAUGUCGGUUUUCAAUGUGUUCAACGGUGUCAGUUCAGAAUCUCUGUUAAUUAAGCACGCACAACGGUAUCCUAUUUAUAAGUCAGUCUUCCAUUUGGUUCUCAAGUACAAAUUGCAAGAAAAUUUACGCAUUUGUAUUUAUAUAUAAGUUAGGUGUGGACGAAAA